CCUCGUGUCGUCCUUUUUCAGAACGCUUUGUCUUCCCACGCAUUCAACGUAAUCACCAACUGCCCCCGACCCCCAGCGCAUGGUCGCGCAAUCCACACGGCGCGACCCGCACCAUGGCUUCCUACUCGGCCAUCGCCUCAGAGCCCCAAGACGCGGACCCCAUGUCGUCGAGUACCGGAUCGCUGAGAGGGAGACGGCGCGGUCGAGGCAAGAAUGACUCGCGGUCUCAGGGCCAGGCAUCGUGGAUAUCGAGCGUCAUCAACCUCGCCAACACCAUCCUCGGCGCUGGCCUCCUCGCCAUGCCCUCGGCCCUCUCCAAAAUGGGCAUCUUCCUCGGCAUCUUCGUCAUUGCAUGGGCGGGCAUCACGGCAGGCUUUGGCCUCUACCUCCAGACUCGAUGCGCCCGCUAUGUUGAUCGCGGGACCGUAUCCUUUGCCGCACUGUCCCAGCUCACCUACCCGAACCUCUCUAUCCUAUUCGAUGCUGCUAUUGCCAUCAAGUGCUUUGGCGUGGCCGUCAGCUACCUCAUCAUCAUUGGGGACCUGAUGCCAGGAGUCGUUCGAGGAUUCGCACCAGGUGUUGGAGAUGUCACGUUCCUCGUCGACCGCCAGUUCUGGAUCACCGCAUUCAUGCUCAUCGUCAUCCCACUCUCGUUCCUCCGCCGUCUCGACUCCCUCAAGUACACCAGCAUCGUCGCGUUGUUUUCAAUCGCUUAUCUAGUCAUCCUCGUUGUAGCCCACUACAUCAGGGGCGACACCAUGGCUGAUCGGGGCGCUGUCAGAGUCUUUCAAUGGGCAGGUCCUGUUCCCGCCUUGGCCGCUUUCCCAGUCAUCGUCUUCGCGUACACAUGCCACCAAAACAUGUUCUCCAUUCUCAACGAGAUUGCCGACAACUCACAUUUCCGCACCACCACCGUCAUCUUUGCUUCCAUUGGUGGCGCAUGUGCUCUCUACAUCCUGACCGGCAUCACAGGCUACCUCUCGUACGGCGACAACAUUCGCGGCAACAUCGUCCAGAUGUACCCUACCGUGGUUGCCAGCACAAUCGGUCGCCUCGCCAUCGUCAUCCUCGUCAUGUUCUCCUACCCACUGCAGAUCCACCCAUGCCGCGCAAGCAUCGACGCGUGUUUGGCGUGGAGGCCGCGUCGCCGUACCCAGUCCGACGGCAGCCCCUCCCGCACCACACUGAUAGCAAACGGCGCGAAGCCAGCCAAAGCAGAGAUGUCCGACCUCCGCUUCGCAAUCGUAACCACCUGCCUCAUCGUCCUGUCCUUCAUCACAGCGAUGCUCGUUUCCAGUCUCGAAAAGGUUCUUGCGUAUGUUGGCAGUACGGGAUCGACGACUAUCUCUUUCAUCCUCCCGGGACUGUUCUACUACAAGAUCUCGGACCCGGAUUCGCCGCAUCACCAGCGACUGAUCAAGGAUGAGGACGAUGAAGACGAACAUCAGAGCGGGGAGGUGGAGGGCUAUGUGACGAGUGAUGCGUAUUUGAACCGCGAUUGGAGGAGGGGGUUACUCAGGCAUCUUUCGCUGGCGUUGAGUAUAUAUGGGUUCGUUGUUAUGGUGGUUUGCUUAAUCACUAAUACUUUCUUGGUUGCGGGGGCACAUUGAUGGAAAUGAAGUAACAAAAGGUUGUGGGGUUCAGCGGGCGUUUCGGUAGAAUAUGCGCUCCGGCUUGGAUUUUCUCGAUGAAUCUUAAUGUUUUUUCCCCAUCAAGUUGAGUGUUGAUUUUGCUGUCUGCGUUUUGAACGCAGAGUAAUUCUUUCUUCAGCAUCGAUGCUGCGAACCCCCUCCCCUAUAGAGACGAGGCGAUGUCAUAAAACAGUCCAACAUCUCUUCCAAUAUCAAAACAACU
Messenger RNA from Dothidotthia symphoricarpi CBS 119687, 1854 nucleotides. RefSeq lists its product as uncharacterized. The record is from RefSeq and is a predicted model, not a curated record. Gene Ontology annotation, biological process: amino acid transmembrane transport. Gene Ontology annotation, cellular component: fungal-type vacuole membrane. Lineage: Eukaryota; Fungi; Ascomycota; Dothideomycetes; Pleosporales; Dothidotthiaceae. Gene Ontology annotation, molecular function: L-glutamate transmembrane transporter activity; L-serine transmembrane transporter activity; L-lysine transmembrane transporter activity. The transcript is spliced from 5 exons. The coding region runs from base 114 to 1610 and encodes 498 amino acids.